GAAAGGAGGGUGAAAAGGCGAUGAUUAAAUUGAGGAGAGCAUUGGGAGGCGAGUUGUCACACUACAAGUAACCUGUCUGUAACCUUUCGCUCUUUCAUAUCCUUCCCUUUUUUUUUUCCCUUGUACUCCGUAUUCACCUAUACACUCUCUAAAAAUAUAAACUUUUGCAAUUUUAACUUCAACUUUGAUAAUGAAUCAUCACUCCUUUUACUCUUCUUCACAUGAGAUUUCAUCACAAGAUCAUCUUCAUCACUCUUCUUCUCCUUCGACGUUCUGCGGGAUCAAGGUUAUGCCGGGAAAACCCGUUACCGUGAGUUUACCUUGCAACUCAUUCAAGAGUCUUCAUAUCUCCCAGGCUACUUUAGAGUACAAAAAACCGGAGGACAUCAAAAUGCGAAGUUUGGUUUUUGUUAAUUAUGAUGGCCAAGAUGAUAUACUAAUUUGCUCGUUGAGAGUAAGUCAGUGUGAUAUGGCCGUUUUGAAGUUGGAUUUUCAUGGACCUCAAGACAUAGUUUUCUCCCUUACUGGUCCGAGGGGUGUUCACCUUGCUGGAUAUUUCUACAAUUAUAUUCCUUCACCUACGAAUCUUGUUGCCCCUCCUAUCAUGGAUAUUGGAGGAAGAGGCAUCCACCAAAAAGAAUCUAUGCUAAGUAUCAAGAUUCCGGGUCUUGGUACCGCUGAUUUUGUGGGUGAUGCAGUCAAGGAAAAAGGUGGUACAAGUUUCAGUAUCAAAAUAUUGCUUCCGGGUUUAGCUGAUUCUUUGUACCAAAUACCAGUUAGCCUUGAACAUCUACUUGAAGCUCAAAGUGCAGCAAUUGUUAAGCAUGCAAUUGAAAAAGUGCUAGUAAAUCAACAUAUAUUACAAGAAGAGAAACAAUCAGGCAAGAACGAAAGUACAAAAAAGGGGGAGAACAAGUGUCUGCCUAUUGUUCCUGAAAUUGAUCAUGGAGACAAUCAUGAAGGUUCUGAAAAAAGAAAAUGGAAAAAUUCAAACAAGCAGCUGCCAAUCACUGAUGAAAUUGAAUGCGAAAACAAUGAAAGAAGUUCUGUAAGAAGAAAGUUGGAUUAUGUGUUGCCGGAGAAAGAAGUCCAGCCAGCUGAUAGGAUUGAAAAGGAGAGCGGAAAAAAAAGAAAGAAGAAAAGGGAGAAAAAGCAACUGCCAGAAGUUGAUGGAGCUGAAGGAGAUAUUGUUGAAGGUGAGAAGAAACGGAAAUGCAAACAAGGAAACAAGCAUUUGCUAACUGUUGAAGAUAUUGAUGCAAAUGACAAUGGAAGUGAGGAAGGAAGAAAGCAGAAACUGGAGAGCACUCUGCCAAUUAUAGCAGCUGAUAAUGAUGAUGGUGACCCUAAUGAAGGAAGUUCUGUCAGAAGGAAGCUAGAUUAUGUGUUGCCAGUGAAAGAAGUCCAGCCACUUGAUAGUAAUGAUAAGGAGAGGGAGAAAAAACAAAAGGAGAAAAGGGAGAAGAAGCAUCUGUCAAAAGUUGAUGGAGCUGAAGGAUAUAAUGUCGAAGGGUGAGAUUUCUGAAGGAGAUGAUGUGAAAACUCUAUGGAGUGAGGUUUCUGUCUACUCACUGAGAUGGCAGUUUUGAAUUAAUGUUCAAUAUGAUGUGAACAGUCUGCUCAAGUUUGCUAUAUUGUUUUUUUUUUUUUUUUUUUUUUUUGAAACCGAGUAGUUUUGGAAGAUACUUUUCAUCUGCUAGAUCUUCAUUGUUGCUGGCUCAAUGUGCCGUUUUCUGACUUGUAUUCCUGGUAGAACCUUGGACUAUGGUUUUGCAUUAACAUUGCCUACGUAUCCCAUUUCUGUUUUUGUUGCUAGCUAUAAGUGAUGAUUGACCCUUAAUCAUUUGCUCCUCCUAUGGUUCCUUUCAUAUUAUAAUCUUGUUUAUGAUUUUAUUUGACGGGAGAAGAGCAAAUUUUAUUAACUCAUACUUUGAGCACAAGAAAGGUACAGCAGGCGUAAUGCUCACAGGGAGCUCUUCUAAGCUCUAACCACACACACAUUACAUCAAAAUCUUUGCUUAA
This is a messenger RNA of Chenopodium quinoa (quinoa), 2022 nucleotides long. RefSeq lists its product as uncharacterized. The record is from RefSeq and is a predicted model, not a curated record. Bases 191 to 1516 code for a protein of 441 amino acids. The transcript has 13 exons. Lineage: Eukaryota; Viridiplantae; Streptophyta; Magnoliopsida; Caryophyllales; Amaranthaceae.